Molecule: messenger RNA, 573 nt
Organism: Ostertagia ostertagi
Lineage: Eukaryota; Metazoa; Nematoda; Chromadorea; Rhabditida; Trichostrongylidae
Source: the annotation of a GenBank genome assembly
UCAUUGCAGAAUCCUGAGGAACAGAUUUCCGGAGAGUUUUGUGAGUGCGAUAACUUCAAUUGCCCCCGACACGAUCGCAAAAUCUGUGCAGAACAUGGCGAAUGCAACUGUGGGCAGUGUAUUUGUGCUCCUGGAUGGACAGGUCGGGCAUGCGAAUGUCCCAUUAGCCAAGACUCCUGCAUGUCUGCAAAUGGGAAAAUCUGCAACGGUAAAGGAGAAUGUAUCUGUGGUCGAUGCCGCUGCUUCGACGGUCCAGAUGGUAAUCGAUACUCGGGAGCUAAAUGCGAGAUUUGCCCUACUUGCCCCACGAAAUGUAUUGAAUACAAGCCAUGCGUGAUGUGCCAGCAAUGGGGAACUGGUCCAUAUGAUGAGGAGCGGUGCGGAGAGUGCCCAUUCACAGUGAUUCCUGUAGAGAAGCUUCCAGAGCUCAACGACACAACGGCGUGCCAGUAUGUUGAUCCAGCUGAUGAUUGUACUUUCUAUUAUCUCUAUUAUUAUGAUGAAGCUACUGACAACGCUACCGUUUGGGUUCGCGAACAUAAAGGUAUGUGCAGGCAGAAUUUCUUUUGUUGA